Messenger RNA from Fulvia fulva, 3558 nucleotides. RefSeq lists its product as uncharacterized. The record is from RefSeq and is a predicted model, not a curated record. Lineage: Eukaryota; Fungi; Ascomycota; Dothideomycetes; Mycosphaerellales; Mycosphaerellaceae. The transcript is spliced from 3 exons. Gene Ontology annotation, molecular function: protein binding. The coding region runs from base 1 to 3558 and encodes 1185 amino acids.
AUGAGCGUUCACACAACGCCCAACCCCGACAAGGGAGCACGAUACAUUGGACUGCUGGACACGGCACUGUGCAAUGGCAGUUGGAGUGAAGUACCGGAACUGGCGCGCAAGGUAGAGAAGCACGCGCCAGAUCGAAAACGCCUCACUCUUGCCGCUCGCGCCGAAGCCCAAGUCGCCAACGCAUCGCAUCGACCGACCUCCGCCUCCUCUGCCACCUCCGUCAGCAUCCACGGCCUGGGCGAACUCGCGCCUCGGUUGUCCGAGGCCAUAGCCAGUGCAGGCAAAAGCCACCCGGACGAUGCCUUCGUGGCUAGCACAUGUCUGGCAGAGAUACACUGGCUACGGGAGGCGCCCCUGGAGGCCCUCACUGCAUUGGCAUACACGGCUCAAUCAACGGCAGUCUCAACGCCCAAAGGAACCCCCGGCCCGCUUGGGUGGAUUGAAGUGUGCGAAGUGAAGAACGCUUUCAUUAAGACAUCAUGUCUGGAGUCGAGCAGCCAGCAUAGCGAAGCGAGGCAGACAUACCAGUCGGCAGUGUCACGAACGCCAGGAUACCGCACGCCAGAGCUCAGGAGGUGGACAGAACGGCUAUUGGCCAAGGCCUGUACAUACAGUGUGAAGAAUAUCCCAACACCGUCGCUGCAGGAUCAGAGCGAAGCAUACCUGGCGUUUAGAUCAUGGGGUGACUUUUGCCAACGGGCGCCGGCGUCACCCCCGAGCUCCCAUACACCUCUGGACAUUCCGCGGCGGCAGGUAUGGAAAGCAUACUACGACCUACUUUCCGCACUCCUGCAGCAAGGCCUCGUCCAUGCUCCGGACGCCAACGUUGCUCUUAUACCCGCCAGCGAUCUGCUGGUGGAGUCUCGUAUACCCGCCAAACGCCGCCAGCGGGACGAGAUGAAGCGCAUCGAAGCCAGCUACGAGACUCUGCUCAUUGGCGAGACCCAGUUCCCGAAAGCCAGUCAAACGAACCAGGAGGUCGAAGAGUGGACAGAGCAAGUCAUGUCAAAUUGGAAUGUGUUCUGCGGCUCGUCAUGGACCGAUGCUGAGCUCGGGACCGGUGGAAAACGAAGUGUUUCUCGCAAUGCGCUCGACAUACUUUACAGAGCCGCGAUGAAGACGUUCCAUUCGACGCCCAUCUUGCGCCAGCUCUUCACGGUGCACGCCGCCCUCGGCGAGUUCGAGCUUGCCAUGCACGCAUUCGACAGCUACAUGGAAAUUGUGGACAAGGGCAAGGCGCGUGCCGAGAAGACCGGAAAGCAUGAAAUUGGAUUCGAUAAUGAUGAUACUGCCAUGUUGACAGCUGCAGAAGCUGUAAGGAUACUGUGUCGAUAUGGUGAUAGAGAACAAGCGGAGAAGGCGAACGAGAUUGCUCACUCGGUGGAAAAGUGGCUACAGCAACAACGACCGAACAGUUCGCAAGCCACACAGGCGAAUGGCAAUCACGAUUCUACGCGACCUGAAAGUCAGCCGACAUCCUCAUUGCUCAGCCUCAAGACUCUAGGCGCCACCUAUCGAGCUAUUGGCAUCAGUCAAGCACACUGGGCACAAUUGACUUACGAAUCCGAAGCAAGAAGAUCCUUACUAACUGAAGCUCACACCAACCUACGCCGAGCGCAGAGGGCUGACCCAAACGAUCUCGAAACAGCUCAUGCUCUAGCUCUAGUGCUGUCGGAAUUGCGUGAGGUUCCUGCUGCGUUGGACGUGCUACGUGGAGCGAUAGAGAACAAAGAUGGUACCCAAGCGACCAACGGGAACCUCGGCUCAGCAGCACAUAUUGAUCGCGAGAAGCAAUUACUACCUUUGUGGCACCUGCUCGCGUUGUGUCUCACGGCCGAGGAUGAAUUUGAGGCCGCUGCGCAAAUGUGCGAAGCAGCGUUCAAACAAUUCGGCGACGCUCAGAAACUAUUCGGUGCAGGCUCGAGAUCGACUUUAGACGUUUCGGAUAGUCCUGAUACCGCCAGUGGAGCCGGACAAGGCCUAGUCGAUCUCAUGGAAGGCUUCGAGAAAGAGACCAUGGUCCAAAUCAAGAUGACCCAGAUCAUGCUGUUUGAGCUGACGGAGGGAGCGGAAGAGGCUGCUGACUUGACUGAUGAACUGCUGAGCCUUUAUUCGAGACUCUUUGGCAACCCUACUCAGGUCGCUAAGGAGAUGAUUGCCAAGCCUCCGCCCACGGCAACGUCUCAAGCUUCGUCUAGAUUUGGUGGUACUCUCAGGAGCAUCACGGGUAGUAUCCGGCCACGUUCUGCUAGAUCGAGACGAGGUAGCGCCGCAGGAGACGCAGUGCGUCAGCAGUCUGUCGCUUCGGACAAGGACAACUUGGCGGUACCCACACGGAACAGGGCGGCCACCACGAAUGGUCAGCUCGAUGGUCCACCCAUCGCCAUAACAAUCACCAACGAAAAUGGUGUAGCUGACGAGAAGUCACAUCAUAGGCAUCAUCUGCCACAUCUACCUUUCCAUGGACGUAAUCACCGCAGUGGCAGCAUACGGUCGAAAAGUCCUGGUCGGAGUAUACCUGAAGAGACAACGAAGGAGGCACCGAAUGAGAAGCUUGAUUCUACACCCACACAAGCAGCCGUGGGAGAUCACCAGCAGCCUGGUCAGCCCCUCGGCCGCAUUGCUCACACUGCAUCUCCCGAUGACUUGCCGCCUCCGACCGGCCAUGAUGAUCAGCCGCCACGGCAAGACGUGCACUUGCCGACCACACAUCCUGCGUCGGCUGGUGGCUUUACCGAGCCACAGUUGACGCCAAUACACGAGCGAAGGCAUAAAGUCAGUGUCUUAGUACAGGCAUGGCUCUUCAGUGCAGAGCUUUAUAUGCGGGCCGACAACUUCGACGACGCAGAAAACUUGAUCAAUGAUGCUAGGAGGCUCAUGGAAUCCCUUGAACUCGAGCUUGCCAAUUCUGAGGAAGGGUCGAAUGCCCGACGCUUGUACCACAAAGGUUGGGGCAGUAGCAAGAGCAUCGACAACCUCUGGGCUGAAGUGUGGUCCUCACAAGCCCACCUGGCCCAGAUUCGGGAGCAGCCCUACGAAGCAAUGGACGCCUAUGAGCAAGCACUUGCGCACUUUCCAGAUCACGCGGCAAGCAUUAUCGGGCUGUCUGGUCUGCUGAUGGACAUCUACGAAGAGAAGCUGCCUGCAGAGGCCCCUGUCGCCCCUCUUCAACCUCCAUUACCGUCAACUUCUGGCUCACUGAUCGCGGAAGCCAGACCGCCUCUCACCCGACCAAAUUCCUCAUCUACUCUCCCUUCACGACAAAACUCCGUCGUCGAACCCGAACCCAUCGAAAUCAAGACCCGCAAGAUCGACCCUUCGCCAGCUGAACUCAGCCGUCUCGCAGCACGAGACAGAGCAUACAUGCUUCUCUCGGACAUCACAAAACAAGGCGCAGGUUGGGACGACUCGGAGGCCUGGCUCACCCUCGCUCGCGCUCACGAACUCAGCGGUGAGCUCGGAAAGGCCAAACAGGCCUUGUGGUGGGUAGUCGAGCUUGAGAACAACAGACCCAUCAGACCGUGGAAAGACGUUACCCCAGGUGGAUAUACCUUGUAA